CACGCAUAAAGCAUGUCUCCUCUUUCAGUUUCAAUCAUCUUACUUGUUGCAACAUGUACAUUUGUUUUCUGUACCCUAAAUGUUGCAGGCUUUUCAGAUGAAGUUAAUGCUCUCCUAAAAUGGAAAGCAACCCUCCAUACCCUUGAUACCAACAUGGUUCUACCUACAUGGACACAUGAUCUUAAUCUCAGUUUUUCUUCUCAAAGAACAGUCUCUCCAUGCAAUUGGUAUGGAGUUUCAUGUGAUGAAAAUGGCAGCAUAAACAGAUUGAAUCUUUCCUCAUCCAGUAUAACUGGUACGCUUGAUCACUUGUCCUUCUCCUCGUUUCCGAAUCUUGCAUAUUUCGAACUUAGUUCAAACAACUUUUCAGGGACUAUCCCAUCUGAUGUCCGUCACCUGUCAAAACUUGUUUAUCUUGAUCUUUCUUCUAAUCAGUUCACCGGGAAAAUCCCACCAGAGAUUGGCGAACUCAGAAAUCUUUCCAUCCUUCAUUUGUUUCAAAAUCAGUUGAACAGUUUUAUUCCGCAAUCCAUAUGUCAAUUGAGAUCCCUUUAUGGGCUCGCGUUGAAUGAAAACAAUCUUUACGGUUCGAUUCCUACUUGUUUGGGUCAGUUGUCAAAUUUGAGUUAUAUUUAUCUGAAUCGUAAUAAUAUUACUGGUUCAAUUCCUCAUGAAUUGGGAAAUCUUUACAAUCUAAAUGAUCUUGAAAUGAAUAACAACUCUUUAACUGGAGCAAUCCCAGAAACUUUGGCCAAUCUGAAGAAUCUAGCCUUCUUGAUUCUUUACAAGAAUCAAUUGAAUGGAUCAAUACCUAGGGAAAUAGGUAAUCUGACUUCUCUCCAGUUUUUGGAGAUACAAUCGAACAAUCUUACUGGUAUGAUUCCUGUGUCUUUAGGUAAACUCAAAUCCCUUUUGGUUCUUCGUCUUCACUAUAACAAACUUUCUGGUCCCAUCCCACAAGAGUUAGGGAACAUGACAUCCCUUUCUAAUCUGCAACUAGGAAGCAAUCAACUCAACGGUUCCAUUCCAAGUUCAUUUGGUAACCUGCAAUCCUUAGAAAAACUCUCUCUUACCGAUAAUCAACUUUCUGGGUCUAUUCCUCCUGAAUUUGGAAAGCUGAAGUUGGUCAAUAUUGAUAUCCGCAACAAUGUUUUAUCAGGUAGUUUGCCUGAUGACAUUUGCAACGGAAGAAAGCUAGAAUAUCUUGGUGUUAGUGAUAAUAAACUAACAGGUCGAAUUCCAAAGAGCUUGUACAACUGCUCGAGCUUGAUCCGAGUCCGUUUGGAUGGAAACCAGAUUACUGGAGAUAUUUUUCAGAGCUUUGGAGUCUAUCCGAACCUGAAUUACAUCAAUCUCAACGAUAACCAGGUUUACGGGGAAAUCUCAGACAAUUGGAGUAAGUGCAGAAACUUAACCACCAUACAGAUGGGGGGGAAUCGAAUCCGAGGUAACAUACCUUCUUCCCUAGGAAAGUCGAUUCAGCUGGAAACCCUAAAUCUCUCCUUCAAUGAUUUGGUUGGAGAGAUACCCAAAGAAUUUGAAAGGAUGACUCGUAUGGGGACACUUGUUUUAAGCAAUAACAGACUUUCUGGUGAAAUCCCAGUUCUGGGAUCUCUAGUUCAACUUCUUGAUCUAUCCAUGAAUAAGUUGAAUGGGUCCAUUCCAGCUUCACUCGAGCAUUGCUCGGAACUUCAUUUCUUAAACUUGAGCAACAAUGGAUUUUCUGGUGAAAUCCCAGUCCAACUAGGGGGAUUGGAUCACUUAUCUGUUCUUGAUUUGAGUCAAAAUUCACUCAUCAAAGAGAUACCUUCUAGGCUUUUGAGUAUGAGUAGCUUGGAGAUGCUAAAUCUCUCUCACAACGAACUCACAGGUAAUAUUCCCGAGAGUUAUGACACAAUGAAUGGAUUGUUGAGCAUUGAUCUUUCAUAUAAUCACUUACGAGGUCCCGUCCCCAAAAGCAAAGUCUUUAGGAAUCUUUCAAUAGAAGCAUUACAAGGGAACGAAGAUUUGUGUGGAAAUGUUACCGGAUUGAGGCAAUGUGCAUCAGAAAGCCAUACCCCAAAACGGAAACACAAACUUGCACUUGUGAUUUCGCUUCCACUUCUUGGCGCCCUUCUACUUGGCGUUCUCAUGGGAAUACUCACCUUCUAUAGUCACAGAUCAAAGAGUCUGCCAUCAACACAACUUGGUAGCGAACAUAAAGAUGACAAAAAUUUCUUUUCGAUUUCAACAUUUAAUGGAAGAGAGACUUAUGACGAAAUUGUGACCCGAACAGAGGAGUUUAACAAAGCGUUUUGCAUCGGAAUGGGAAACUCCGGAAGUGUGUACAAAGUGAAGUUGUCAUCAGGUGAUAUUGUUGCUGUAAAGAAACUUCACUCGUCUUCUGAAGUGAUCAACCACAAUGAUUUCCUAAAUGAGAUCAGGGCAUUGACAAGAAUACGACACAGAAACAUCGUCAAACUACUUGGCUACUGUUCGCACUCUCAAAACUCAUUUUUGGUCUAUGAGUAUCUCGAAGGUGGUAGUUUAGCUGAUAUUUUGGGUGAUAAAACUGCUCAAAUUUUGGACUGGAUGAAGAGAGUGAAGAUUAUCAAAGGUGUUGCAUACGCUUUAUCAUAUAUGCAUCAUGAUUGUUUGCCGGCUAUUAUCCAUCGUGACAUAUCAAGCAAAAAUAUUUUGCUUGAUUCUGAGCACGAAGCCUGUGUUUCUGAUUUUGGAACAUCCAAAAUUCUGAACCCAGAUUCUUCGAAUUGGACUAACGUUGCAGGAACAUUUGGAUACCUUGCACCAGAACUUGCGUACACAAUGAAGGUAACCGAAAAGUGUGAUGUUUAUAGCUUCGGUGUUGUAGCAUUAGAAAUAAUCAAAGGAACGCACCCUGGUGAUAUCAUUACUUCCAUAUCCUCUUGGUCAACCGAAGUGGUCAAGCUAACAGAUUUGAUGGAUAAUCGUCUGCCCGUUCCACUCCCGAAAAUUAAAGAAGUUCUAAACUCAAUAAUGAUUCUGGCCAUUAAAUGCGUUAACUCAAACCCUGAGUUAAGACCUACAAUGCAUGAAGUUUCACAAAAAAUUGCAUGUAUGACUAUGGGGUAGGGGUGAGCAGAAGUUAAAAAUCGACCCUACCCGACUACUACCCGACCCGACCCGAUACCCGACUAAUCAUAAAAACACUACCCGAUCGUUGUACCUACUUAAUUAAUCGUGUAUUGGUUCCACCUGCCAUCGGUCCUCUCGAUUCCAAGUGCAUACCCUUACCCGACAUAAAUUUUCACAACCUCCUCCCUAGGAAUACUAGCGCCGUCCAUUUCAAGUGAAAUUGAUGAAUUGAGUUUCAGUUAUACGUAUGAAGAUUCAUCCCAUUUCAAUCUGUAAUCACUAUUUCACAUUUCAAAUUGGGUGGAUUAUAUCAUAAAUUUGAAGGUAUGUUUAUUGUGUA
Messenger RNA from Helianthus annuus (common sunflower), 3436 nucleotides. Its product is annotated as MDIS1-interacting receptor like kinase 2. Gene Ontology annotation, molecular function: protein kinase activity; protein binding; ATP binding. Gene Ontology annotation, cellular component: plasma membrane. The transcript has 2 exons. Gene Ontology annotation, biological process: hormone-mediated signaling pathway; protein phosphorylation. Lineage: Eukaryota; Viridiplantae; Streptophyta; Magnoliopsida; Asterales; Asteraceae. The record is from RefSeq and is a predicted model, not a curated record. Bases 13 to 3093 code for a protein of 1026 amino acids.